GGGCUUAGCUGAGCUCACCAAGGUGUGUCCGUGUUGUUUAUCAGCCGCUGGAGUUUCAGUCGAAACACUUCGGAAGCAGAGGACACCUGCGAGGACUCCUACACAGACAGUACCCAGUGGAUCCAGCAACAAUGUCGUCCAGACCUAAUGGUAGUCCACCUCCCUACGAGUCAGAGAAUGGAUAUAACGUCCCUCCUCAGCCGGCCUAUUCUUACUACCCAGAUGAUGAGUUCCAGCAUUUCUACCGCUGGACCUCUCCUCCAGGCAUCCUUAAAAUCAUGGGCAUCAUCGUCAUCGUGUUGUGCGUGGCCAUAUUUGCCUGUGUUGCCUCCACGCUGGCUUGGGACACACAGGGAGUUGGCCUGGGAGGCUUCGGGGCAGGUGGCUAUGGGGGAACCUAUGGGGGGGGUGCAUAUGGAGGCAGUUAUGGGAAUAAUUAUGGUAGCUUUGGAGGCGGUGGGUAUGGACCUGGAAACAACUAUGGCUACGGUGGGAUUGGAGGGAACUACAAUGACCCAAGGAAGGGCAAAGGGUUCAUGAUCGCCAUGGCAGCCAUCGUCUUCAUCUUCGCCCUCGUUGUGUUCAUCAUCAUCGUGUCUCAUCAGAGCCUGUCGCAAAGUAGGAGGUUCUACCUAGCCUUGGUGAUCAUCUGUGCCAUCCUGGCCUUGUUAAUGCUAAUAGCCACCAUCGUCUACCUGGUGGCAGUGAACCCUAUGAGCCAGUCUUACGGCUCAGCCUAUGGAAACCAGAUCGCAGGGCUGUGCGCUCAGUACCAGCAGCCACAGCCUUCAGGAGCGUUCAUCAACCAGUAUCUCUACCACUACUGUGUCGUGGAACCACAAGAGGCCAUCGCCAUUGUAUUUGGAUUCCUGGUGACCGGAGCCCUGAUCGUCAUGCUCGUCUUCGCUCUGAUGACACGCAAAAGGAUCCAGGAAUACGGCAAGAGCAACAUUUUGUGGAGAAGAGUGAAGGUCAUUGAUGAUAAUGCCCCCCCCCAGGAUGUGGAAGCAUGGGUGAACAAUGUGUCCGUCCCUCCACAAGAGAUUCCAAUCUCAGACUAUCCUGAAAAGCUGAGAAGCUCCAGGAGUCACCUAGAUGAUGAAAGCUCUAACUAUGACAAACCUCCCUACAGCUACACCCCACAACCUGCCAUGGAAGAGGAAAGGCCUUUGCAUAAUGGCGCUCCCUACAGCAGCACCUCAGAAAUAGCAAGCUCAGCUGGAAGGCCCAAAAAGAGACGUGCAGGCCGGCCACGACGCACCGACGGGCAAGACUUCGACACUGACUACGCCUCCUCAGGAGACGAGCUGGACGAUAAUGACUUUGACAGUGAAUUUCCUCCAAUAGCAAAUGAUCAGGAUCGCAAUAACUACAAGCGUGAAUUCGACCGGGACCACCAGGAGUACAAAGAUCUGCAGGCAGAGCUGGACGCCAUCAAUAAGAAUCUGUCCGAGGUAGACAGAGAGCUGGAUGAGCUGGAGGAAGGCAGCCCACAGUAUCUGGAUGCUUUGGAUGAGUACAACCGGAUAAAGAAAGUGAAGAAGUCGGCUGACUAUCAGAUGAAGAAGCGCAGGUGUAAAUAUCUGAAGGGCAAACUCAAUUACAUCAAGAAGUUGGUCAGUGACUAUGACCGCAGGGGUUAAACAGCUCUGGGAGGAUUACCCACCUGCCCCAGGUGAGACGGGAAGGACCAAAGCAAAUUUGGCACAGUUCAGAGUCUGUCGACAGCUUUUCUGACUGCAGCAGACGUACAAGAGCCUCAUGUUACCAGUGAAGCUGCCCAGAAGUCAGUCUGUUUGAGCUGGUAGCCGGUGAAUGCCCAAUAAUCUGCCUGGUAUUAUACUCCUUUGUACCACUGAGUAUCACCAGCUACUGAUGUUACAUAUGUAUUUAUGUUUCCUGAUAACUGUGUGGUAAAAGUGUUCUGCUACUAGAAUGUAGAGAGAAUACAAAUUGACACAAUUGCUUUUCGUUUUAAUAGUUUUAAUUUCUGAGCAUUUGUCAGAUUUUGCUGUAUUUUAAAUCUGAAUUGCAAUUUGUCCUCAGGUUUUUAUAAACAUGUAAAUAAGUGGGCAACAUGGUCAUUUUUUCAUACUUCUAGCAGUUUUGAGAAGUUAAUGUGUAAUAUCUUGAUUUCUUUAUGGAUAGACCAACACUUUUAAGAGAUACUGCAUGUUUAAUGCAUACUGAUGUACUUUUACAAUGAUUUGCAAUAGCAUUUUAAUAAAUUAAUCUGUCAUAAACACUUGA
Molecule: messenger RNA, 2250 nt
Organism: Sphaeramia orbicularis (orbiculate cardinalfish)
Lineage: Eukaryota; Metazoa; Chordata; Actinopteri; Kurtiformes; Apogonidae
Gene: oclna
Product: occludin a
Biological process (GO): bicellular tight junction assembly
Cellular component (GO): bicellular tight junction; apical plasma membrane; cytoplasmic vesicle
Source: RefSeq, a predicted model, not a curated record